AUAGAUCAAAAGAUGACUGGAGUAGGAAUUUAAACUUAUGACUAUCCUUCUGAGGGUUUAUGAAUUCCUGAACAACUAAAUAUUCAGUAUUUUGCAUUUUUCUGUGCAUUUAUUUUGUAGCCUCCUAUGCCUCUGCAUUUGUUGAUGGUAGUUGAAGUACAAGUUAGCUGCACCGUAUUACAUGAAUGAGCAGUAAAAGGAGUACAUUUUUUCUUUUCUUCUUCUUUUGAGCUUAUUUUUUUGAGUUUCCUAAACACACACAUACCCACAAAGGCUGCAAGAGCUUCAUCUUAGCUUGGCUGGAGUUUGUCAGCACCGACCUCCAGCCAAGCUCCUGUUGCUGUGAGGGAACCAGCUGUAAACUCAUCUAAUCCUCCAGCCGUUCUACCUUUUAGAUGGAACAGCCCAGCGCCUCUGUCCUCCCCUGCCGCACUAUCACAUUUGGUACAGCCCAUUGGUUCUUUUCUAGCUGGUUUGCCACUGACUCAAUAGCAUCACAGCAGUCAGCCAAACGGGAGGCUGAUCACACAGGCAGAGUCAAAACAACACACACUCAUGCCUGCAUGCACACUCUUUCCCACACACACAGCAGGAGUGCGGAUAUAAGAAGAGUUAAGAAACAGAAAGAAAGACAUUUGUUGGCUAUCCUCUUUGUUCUUUAGGUUCCUGGUUCUUUUGCUUUCCUGAUAUGACCCUUUUCAGUCCUAAAUACAUGAGCAUGAGCGGAGAGCUGAAGUCAAGCCGCUCCAGGGCAGCCAAUAAGAGGGCCAACACCACCUAUGGCAGAUCUGAGUUCGACCUGGACUAUGACAGCUAUCAGGAGGACUACUAUGACAGGUCACAUGACUACCAGCGUGUUCCAGUCUCCCUCUCUCCCAUACACCAGGGACCUAGUCUGGCCAAGAGAUCCCGCUCCUCCUCCUACUCCUCUGGGAACAGACGCAUCCGCCGGGACAGAAACAACUCCAGAAGCUCCAGAUCUCAUUCCUCCUGUUCAAACACAAAUAAGUUGGGGAUGGAGGAGUUGCAGGUGAUUAAAAAGGAGCUGACUCUGAUAAAGACACAGAUCGAUGGGCUUCUUGACAGUCUUGACAGGAUGGACUCACAGAGGAAUGACCACAAAGGAUCUCCCCUGAGAGAAGACAGUUCGGCUGGCUCACCUUACGCUGGAUCUGCCAGCAGCCCAGAGCAUUCCAUCUCCUCCCUUUCUCCACCCAGUUCCCGUCACCGGAUCUACAAAGGCAGCCCUGACCUCAGCCUGCGAGAUGAGGACCACAUCAUGAUGAUCAACCACACUGAUCCCGAUGAAGAAAUAUGAAGGAGAAAUGUUCCAGUCGCUGUGGAUAAAGUGCCAAACAUGGAGGAAAAGACCUUCAAGUUAACAUCUAAUUCUGAGGCUUAAUGCAGGCAGAUCAAAUCAGAUGGUAGAGUCAAUUUUAUUGUAUUACUGCAGCUGGAUUUUACAUGACAUUGAAACACUGAUGCAGCUUAAACUGUCAUUUCCACCUACACAUGAAACUGACAAGAAAAAUAAAUCCGGUUGUUCUGGGGGACAUCAAGGAGAUAGCGGGGAGAGAGGGGUUCUGUCUGGGUAGUAAAUUCUAAAAACAGAGAAAUGUUGCAUCUUUGGGAAUUACAUUUUAAUUUCUUAAUUUUAUGUUGAAAGUCAGUUCCCAUUUCAAGCAGUAUUUCCCAUAUAGACAGUAUAACAACCAACUGAAGCAAUUGUUUUGUCACUUGUAAAGAAAACUUAGAUCAAAUAGGGAGUCAGUUUUAAAACAUUAAAAGGUUUACAUUUGUAUUUAGUAAAGUUUGGAUACAGUUUAGACAUGUGGAAAUUUUGCGCAGAAAGUUCUUUAAAAUAUAAUGAAGGAAUGCUUAGGAAGGGCUUAAGAGAAGGGUUGAGUUCACAAAACACACAUUCUGUGCAUCCAGAACAAUUGAGUUAGAAAACAAUCGAUGUGAAAAGCAUGAGUGAAAAAGCAGCUAAUGUUAAAAGAAAAACCAGGUGAACUGUAGUUUACAGCUCUUUUGAAGGAAGAAAAUUGCUUUUUUAUUAUAUUUUAGAUGUUUUAUUUGAUUAUUGGUUACUAAAUGCAUCACACAUUGGACAUAUGCAAAUGAAAGUCCAUAUAAAGAGACUAAAACCUCCAUUUUAGAUAUAGGGCUCAAACUGGAAUAGGAUUCAUGCGGUUUAAGAUCUUUUAAAAAGGAUUUUCUGUGGCAAAACACACUUGCAAAAAGACAUCUAGUUGGAGAUGUUAUUUUUUUUCUCCUCAAAGGCCUCUAUAAUAUGUAAAAUGCCAUUAAGAAUAUCAAGCUUUUUUAUCUGAAUAAAUUUGUAAAUGAUUUUCUCCACCUUUAGGAAAUCUAUCUACAUCAACUUAAUGUGUGUUGAAGGAACUAAUCCUUCAUGUAUUUGGCAUUUAAAAUGUAUAAAAGCCCAUUUUAUUGUGUGAUGUUGUGCAUUAUUGUGUACGGAAGCCGAAAGCGGCCUAUUCUACCUUUGAUCGAUUGAUUAAUGAGAUAUUAGAUCUUGUUAUCACGAGAAGGGCAGACCGUUUUCGACUUCCAUAAUUGUGUACAUUACUGUAAUUGUUUGAUUUUCAACUUGUUUUAGGGCUUUUUUCUUUGUCUUUUUUUAAAUAAUGUUAUUGCGCUAAAUUUCUAUGAUGUUACAUCUCUCUGUUUGCAUUUUACAUACAAGUUAAGUAAAAAAUACUCAUUGUAAUUGUAGUAAAAGUAUUUUCAUACCAAGUAUAAAAAAACAUAUUGUAAUGUGUUUAAAUCUACAUCCAACAGAUGUAAAAUAAGCUUAAAAAAGGGGAGGAGGUAAAAUUGUAAAAUAAAGUGAAAAAUCAACAGUUUUUAAAUAAUCUGCUAAGGAACUAUGACUUUAUUUAUAACUUUCUUCAUAAAGUAUAUAAUUUUCAGUUCUGUGCAAUAAUCCGAACAAAACUGAAUGGGAGUAAAUGACACAUUUAAUUGUUUGUCAAAGGAGAGCCAGUUUCUGUACACACUCUGGUCAUGUGACCAUACAUAUCUUUGAAACCACACCUCUUUUUGUCAUUUCUCAGAUGGUUUAAUAAAGAUCUCUGACCUACA
Molecule: messenger RNA, 3105 nt
Organism: Oryzias melastigma (Indian medaka)
Lineage: Eukaryota; Metazoa; Chordata; Actinopteri; Beloniformes; Adrianichthyidae
Product: RNA-binding Raly-like protein
Exons: 7
Coding region: 689-1318 (209 amino acids)
Cellular component (GO): nucleus
Molecular function (GO): RNA binding
Source: RefSeq, a predicted model, not a curated record